This is a messenger RNA of Colletotrichum acutatum, 2275 nucleotides long. Its product is annotated as P-loop containing nucleoside triphosphate hydrolase protein. Lineage: Eukaryota; Fungi; Ascomycota; Sordariomycetes; Glomerellales; Glomerellaceae. The transcript has 3 exons. Gene Ontology annotation, molecular function: translation elongation factor activity; GTP binding; GTPase activity. The record is from RefSeq and is a predicted model, not a curated record. Bases 264 to 1970 code for a protein of 568 amino acids. Gene Ontology annotation, biological process: translation; translational elongation.
GCCAUGACCCAAGCGCCCCAAGCGCCCCACACAUGCCAUUUCAGGCCAUGACCAAACUCAAGUCCACAGCGUCAUCUCCGAAAAGCUGCAAAUCCAGUUGUUAAAGAGCUUCAACCCCCAAUGUCGAGUGAAUGAAUCACAGAAUAUCACAUACCACCCAUAUUCUUCUCAUUUUCUCAUCAUAAAAGCUCGGGUUCUGCGACAUCCCCUCACACCACCCCACCCAUAAGAACACCAAGCUCACCUACAUCAACUGCGUCGAGAUGUCGCGCCACCAGGCAGUACGCAACCUCGACUAUGAGGAGGCCCUCGACGAAUUCGAGGGCGAUGAUUACGAAGAGGAGGGAGAGGCUGAUCAACUUAGCGCAGAGGAUCGUGAGGCCAUGGCGAUAGGAACUGCGACAGUGCAGAGCACCCUUGGUCCUGAUGCCGACAAAGUGACUGUGCAGCAAAUUCAAGAGUCGCUGUGGCACUACUAUUACGACAUCGAGAAGACGGUGUCUUAUCUACAGAAGAAAUUCAUCGCACCUCCACCAGCGCCCAAGCAGGAGAAGAAAAUCAAAGAUGCGGGCUCCAAGUUCGACGCUGCCGCCAAGAGCGCAAGCAAAAAAGCGGUGGCCAAGUCAACUGGCUCACAAACCCCCAACUCCGAGAUGAAACAACUUCAACUCGACGACUCAGCAGCACCGAAGAACAAAAAGCUGGAUGUUGUGAAGGAGUUCGCAAAGAGCGAGAACAAGAGAAGCGCCAGCUUUGUUGUAGUUGGACACGUGGAUGCUGGCAAGAGCACGUUGAUGGGCAGAUUGCUCUUGGAGUUGAAGUACAUCGAGCAACAUCUGAUUGAUCGUUAUCGACGCCAGGGCGAGAAGAUUGGAAAGGCGUCAUUCGCUCUUGCCUGGGUCAUGGAUCAGCGAGAGGAGGAGCGAGAGCGUGGUGUGACUAUCGACAUCGCCACGAAUAUGUUUGAGACGGAAAAGACACGGUUUACGAUUCUCGACGCCCCUGGUCAUCGGGACUUUGUCCCAAACAUGAUUGCUGGAGCAAGUCAGGCAGACUUUGCUAUUCUCGUCAUCGACGCCAACACCGGAGCUUUCGAGAAGGGCUUGAAGGGCCAGACAAGAGAGCAUGCUCUGCUCCUGAGAAGUCUGGGCGUCCAGCGAGUCAUCGUCGCUGUGAAUAAGCUGGACAUGGUUGGAUGGUCAAAGGAUCGCUUUGAUGAAAUCUCAGAGCAGGUCACCGGCUUCAUGAAAGGCAACGGCUUCAUACUCAAGAACGUCACCUUCGUACCCAUAUCUGGACUCAGCGGUGCCAAUUUGGUGGAGAAGCCAGCCGAUGAGGGUCUGUCAUGGUACACUGGCCCGACACUCAUCGAGGCAUUGGAAGACUCUGAUCCAAUGGCGAGAGCGAUUGAGAAGCCUUUCCGAAUGUCGAUCUCGGAAAUCUACAGAUCGCAGCAAAGUCAACUCACUGUAGCUGGCCGGAUAGAAUCGGGCACAGUACAAAACGGCGAAGCAUUGAUUGUGCAACCAAGCGGAGAGUCUGCCUCAAUACGAUCGAUCGAGGUAGACGCCGACGUACAAGAAUGGGCCGUUGCGGGACAGAACGUCAAUAUCGGCCUUUACGGCAUCGACCCGAUUCACGUACGCGUGGGCGAUAUCAUCAGCACCAAGGCGGCCCCCAUUGAGACGAGCGAUAGGCUGACAAUGAAGGUGCUGGCCUUCGACCACUUGAUGCCCAUGCCAGUGGAUGUCCACCGUGGUCGUCUGCAUGCGGCUGGAAGAGUGGAGGUCAUUCCGGCCGUACUGGAUAAGUUGACGGGAGCGACGGUAAAGAAGAACCCCAGGAUCGUGCAGCCAGGCAAGGUUGCGCGGGUCGUUGUCAAGCUUGACUCGAAAGUGCCGUUGGAGGCUGGGCAGCGAGUUGUGCUGCGCAGUGGCGGCGAGACAAUCGCGGCAGGGCUGUUGGAAUGAAACGGUGCAGAAUCGAAAGAAGCAACGUGACGCGAGUUCGUAUAUAGCAGGUGGUGGGCACUUGACGACCGAAACGAGAUAUUCCCAUGCAUGGCGUGCGAGUUAGGUUACGAGAGGCGGCGCUGGCAUUGAGGCUCGAUUAGAGUUGGGGUCAGUUGGGUGUGCUGAAAAUAGAGUUGGCUGCAACUCUAGUUGAAGCGCAGCCAAUGGGGGCGUGCCUAAUUGAUAACUUAGAGAUUCGUAGAUGCGAAAUGAACAGUUUCCGAGCACCACGGAUCCUUGAUUAUGCUUGUGCUAUUUUGCGA